Molecule: messenger RNA, 1450 nt
Organism: Phytophthora infestans T30-4
Lineage: Eukaryota; Oomycota; Peronosporomycetes; Peronosporales; Peronosporaceae
Exons: 2
Coding region: 119-1450 (443 amino acids)
Source: RefSeq, a predicted model, not a curated record
CGUGCAAGCUCUUCUUUGGGCGGACAACUCGAUGCAUUCUUCAAUCUACAUCGCCGGCCAGAUAUCACCGGACACUACCUUGUCCAAAUUCUCACUUCUUUCAACAACUUCAACGACCAUGGUGUACCCGCGUACUGCUUCCACCCGGGCCUAUGCCAUCGCCCUGUGCAGCCUAGCAAUGCCCCUCUCCACCUCUCAGAGAGACACAACAACCGUCGUGUGCGAAGUCUCGGACGGCGACAAGAAUUUCGGCGUUCGUGUCGUCAACGAUGUCGGUUGCCUCAACGGUGGACUUGGUUGCUACAAUGACCACUGCCGCUACUGCAAGCUCUUCGAUACACCCAAGUCAACGCGGUUUGAAAGCUGCGCCUUGUUCGGAGCAACCUUCCCCACCAUGGCACCGCUUACAGCCACCACUGGUUCAUGCGAAAUCUCUGAAGGAGAUGCUGCCGCCGGCAUCGCUGCGGUGGUUGAUGCCGAUUGUUCGUACGGAGGCCUCGGCUGCUUUAACGACCAUUGUCGAUUUUGCAAAGUGAAGGAGACGCCGGAAUCCACCGCGUUCCUCGGCUGCAAUGACUUCAAUGCGUCUACGAUCGUUACCGAUGUGCAGUCGGCCACUUUCACAGACUGCAGCACAAUUGCUGGUGCUACCGUCGUCGCAAAGCUCGCCACGGAUCCCCCGACAGACGUCCCCACGGAGACACCAAUUGAGCUUCCAACGGGGGUACCAUCCGUCGAUGGUACGUGCCAACAAGUUGCUGCACUGGGAGACAUCAAGGUUGGUAUCGUCAUCGUCACGGACACCACGUGUGCUACUGGUGGUAUCGGCUGUAUCACCGACGUGUGUCGCUACUGCAGGCUCGUAUACACGCGGCAGUCGGCUGCAUUCACGGAUUGUGGCAUGAUUCGUGGAACCGACGCACCAACGAAUACCCCCACUGCAAUUAUUGUUGGCACCGAGGCUCCCUCGGAAGCACCAACCAGAGCACCGGUGGACCAACCAGGGUGCCCCCAGGUAGUCUCGGCGGGUGACGCAUCAGUCGGGAUCAAUAUCGUCACGGACACGACCUGCUCAAGUGGCGGUCUGGGCUGUAUCGACACUGUUUGCCGCUUUUGCAAGACCCUCGACACGCCGCAAUCGACGACUUAUACGGACUGCACAUCCAUCACCGGGUAUUCUGCUGGCGCAGUUACCACCACCGACGCCCCGACCGAGGCUCCAACGGAUGCUCCGAGUGACGCCCCAACCGAGACACCCACAAUUGCUGUCUCGACCUCCGAAGCGUGCACUCAGGCUGCUUCCGAGGGCGAUGCCAGCGUCGGUAUCGGCCUCUUCACUGACACUUCCUGCGCGAGCGGAGGCGUUGGCUGCAUUGACGACGUGUGCCGCUUCUGCAAGCUCAAGUCCACAGAGCAGUCCGCAGCGUUCGUGGAUUGCCCUUCGACAUAG